GUGUUUCUCGGCUUGCCGCGACUGCAUUCCAGCUCCGUUGACUUCCACCAAUAUGCCACAGAUUGAAGAAACCCAACAAAAUGUCCCCACGAUAGGAACUCAGGAACAGCCUCCGACUCCCAGUCGACCGUCCUCGUACUCUUUUGACGCUGCCUCUUUGCGGCAGCGCAAUGCGCCUUUGCGGGAAGCAGUCGGAUCGUCCACCAUGUCGGCCACUGCCAGCACGGCGUCACCGAGUGAAAGCGACAGAGAUGACGAGGGAAAUGAAUUUGAGUGUAACAUAUGUCUGGAAAUGGCGUCGAACCCCAUCGUCACUCUCUGCGGCCAUUUGUUCUGUUGGCCAUGCUUACAUAGAUGGAUGCAGUCACGGUCACCCUCAGCCAAUGCCUGUCCGGUUUGUAAGGCGAAGGUCGAAAGAAGCAAAUUGGUUCCCAUAUAUGCACGGGGCAGGCAAUCAAAAGACCCAAGGGAGGAGGUUAUUCCUGAGCGUCCCACUGCGCAGCGACCUGAGGCGGCACCAUCGCAGGCGAAUCGCGGUUGGGAUAACUUCUUCUUCCCCGGAGGCACAAUACCUACCGGCAACGGUAUAACGGUCGGCUUUGGCCUUUUUCCAUCCUUAUUUGGCCUUCACUAUACUUUUGGGGUCCCUGCGCACUUGGGCUCUCGUGACCGGCAGGCGCAAGUCGCCCAACAACAGGCCUUUCUCUCUCGGAUUUGCAUGAUGGUGGGGAUUCUGGUGAUGAUUGCGAUUCUAUUAUACUAGUAAAUAAAAACGCACUUUGCAUUUGGAAAGUGGCAAGACGGUACGGGCUCUUACUUGGUCUUUUCACGUGUCCGGCAUUCCCUCAAGUCCUGGAUUCAUCCAAUAUAACGGACGAUUACUUGUCCCAGUGCGCGGCAAAAGCCAUAGCCAGGAAGUCAUGCGAAUGGCGUUCCGUUGGACGAGAUGAAGACCAAACGAUGAACCUCUCGAUCAAUGUCGAUUCACGGACGUCAUAAAAACUGGUUUAUGAAUUGCAAAAAUUGCUGCAGUCUCAUUUUGUCGUAUUACAUAGGAUUUCUUAAAUAUUGCAGGGACCCUGAUUUCUUCGCUCAUUGCCCAUUUUGUCAAUGAAAGCUGCUUGUCCUCGAUGUAUCGAGCUCAUUAGGUAGAAACGAAAACAUAGAAGUUUAAUCCAUAAUAUUAGAAAAGCGUAGCAGCCUCUGAAGAUGCCAAGUGCACAGAACUACUAUGCGCCUGUGUCCUUAUGUGCACGCAACAAAUAUUCGGAUGAUUCGGGAAUAUAGCAG
Molecule: messenger RNA, 1290 nt
Organism: Spizellomyces punctatus DAOM BR117
Lineage: Eukaryota; Fungi; Chytridiomycota; Chytridiomycetes; Spizellomycetales; Spizellomycetaceae
Exons: 6
Coding region: 53-763 (236 amino acids)
Biological process (GO): ubiquitin-dependent protein catabolic process
Cellular component (GO): endoplasmic reticulum
Molecular function (GO): ubiquitin-like protein conjugating enzyme binding; ubiquitin protein ligase activity
Source: RefSeq, a predicted model, not a curated record